This is a messenger RNA of Cucumis sativus (cucumber), 2837 nucleotides long. Its product is annotated as hydroxyproline O-galactosyltransferase GALT2. Gene Ontology annotation, cellular component: Golgi membrane. The record is from RefSeq and is a predicted model, not a curated record. Gene Ontology annotation, molecular function: galactosyltransferase activity; carbohydrate binding. Bases 594 to 2639 code for a protein of 681 amino acids. Lineage: Eukaryota; Viridiplantae; Streptophyta; Magnoliopsida; Cucurbitales; Cucurbitaceae. The transcript is spliced from 7 exons.
UAUUUUCGUUUCAUGGGUUACUUCAAUCUAACAUGAUAGCUUCGUUCUCGGUCCUUUCCGCUUCGUUGAUGUUUAUGGGACCUUCCAUUUGUGUAUUCAAUCUAAAUUUCAGGUCACAUUUCUCCACCCAGACUGUUUUUCCCGCAUUUACUUGAUCUUCGGUGAUUCCUUGGUGUUGCCCAGCCCUGUUGAUGGGUUUCAUUUUUUUUCUUGUUUUCUCGAUCACCAUUUCCUACAUAGGGUUUUUUUCGGGAUAAGAUUCAACCAAGAUCCCUAAAAGAAACGACGAACCCCGGUGAUUUUGGGGUUCUACAACAGUUUUUCGUGUUUCCGAUUACAAUGUGUUUGUUUGUUUGUUAUAUCUGAAAUUUGGUUGUUCCUAAACCCUGUAUUUCACAUCCAUUCGAUCUUUUGGUUAUUGGGGUAUUUGGGUAUGUGUAUGAGAUUUUUGUUGCCAUAUUGCAUCGUGUUGAUCCAUGUUCGGAUGUUGGGGAUGAAGGCUUGGCGACUCGGAUGAAUUUGUAUGUGUAGUUUUAUGGUUUCUGUAGAGUACGUUUGAGGCUGUUGUUAGGCAAUUUUAUUUUUAUUUGUAGAUGAAGAAGGUUAAAACCGAACCUCCGGUUGCGAGGAGACUCAGGUUAUCGCAUCUUCUUCUCGUAAUUGGAGUGUUGUAUUUAGUUUUCAUAUCAUUUAAGUUUCCACGUUUUUUGGAAAUUGCUGCGACGUUGAGCGGGGAUGAAAGUAAUAAUGGGUUGGAUUCAAAUGGAGUUGACAGUGAAGGAAUGGAUUUUAGCAAAGCGUCGUUGAGUUCUGUUUAUAAGGAUACAUUUCAUCGGAAACUGGAAGAUAAUCAGCAUUUAGAAGCACCAUUGACGCCUAAAAAAGAGCCACUCGAAGAGGUGAAUAAUGUUACUGGACCGAUAAAGCCAAUUAAGCAUAAAUAUGGUCGGAUAACCGGUAACAUUUCGAGUCAGCUGAAUCAUACCAAUGAUUUUUCAAUGCUUGAGACAAUGGCAGAUGAAGCUUGGACAUUAGGCUCGAUGGCUUGGGAAGAAGUAGAUAAAUUUGGGUUGAAUGAGACUUCUGAAAGUUCUAUACUCGAGGGAAAACCUGAGUCAUGUCCUUCAUGGAUAUCUACUGAUGGGAAAAAGUUAAUGGAGGGAGAUGGACUCAUGUUCCUUCCUUGUGGACUUGCUGCAGGUUCAUCUAUUACAAUAAUUGGAACCCCUCAUCUUGCUCAUCAGGAGUACGUGCCCCAACUUUUGAAGGUGGGAGGUGAUCCUAAGGUCAUGGUUUCACAGUUUAUGGUUGAAUUGCAAGGAUUGAAAUCGGUCGAUGGUGAGGACCCACCAAAGAUCCUUCACUUGAAUCCACGGCUGAAAGGUGAUUGGAGUAAACGGCCGGUCAUUGAACACAAUACAUGUUAUAGGAUGCAGUGGGGAACGGCUCAAAGGUGUGAUGGUUUGCCAUCAAGUAGUGAGGACGAAAUGCUUGUUGAUGGAAAUCAUCGAUGCGAAAAAUGGUUGAGAAGUGAUGUUACAGAUUCGAAAGAAUCGAAAACAACCUCAUGGUUCAGGAGAUUCAUAGGGAGGGAGCAAAAGCCAGAAGUGACUUGGCCAUUUCCCUUUAUGGAGGGCAGAUUGUUUAUCUUAACACUUCGUGCUGGUGUUGAUGGAUACCAUAUAAAUGUUGGUGGUCGGCAUUUGACUUCUUUUGCCUAUCGCCCUGGAUUUACGCUUGAAGAUGCAACUGGAUUAGCAGUUAAAGGAGAUGUGGACAUUCAUUCUACAUAUGCUACAGCUCUUCCUACGUCUCAUCCAAGCUUCUCUCCUCAACGAGUUCUUGAAAUGUCAGAGAAAUGGAAAUCUCAGCCUUUGCCAAAGAGUUCCGUUUUUCUUUUUAUUGGUGUUCUGUCUGCUACUAAUCAUUUUGCGGAGCGUAUGGCCGUUAGGAAAACUUGGAUGCAGUCUUCAGCUGUCAUGUCAUCAAAUGUAGUUGUUCGCUUCUUUGUUGCACUGAAUCCGAGGAAGGAGGUCAAUGCUGUGCUGAAAAAGGAAGCUGCAUAUUUCGGUGAUAUUGUGAUCCUGCCCUUCAUGGACCGCUAUGAGCUUGUCGUUCUCAAGACUAUUGCCAUAUGUGAGUUUGGGGUAGUGAACUUGACAGCUUCAUAUAUUAUGAAAUGUGACGACGAUACCUUUGUGAGGGUGGAAACUGUUUUAAAACAGAUCGAAGGCAUUUCAUCCAAGAAGUCCCUAUACAUGGGCAAUCUCAACCUCUUGCAUCGCCCUCUCAGACAUGGAAAAUGGGCAGUCACAUAUGAGGAAUGGCCAGAAGAAGUCUAUCCUCCAUAUGCCAAUGGGCCAGGAUAUAUCGUUUCCAUUGACAUUGCUAAAUACAUUGUCUCUCAACAUGAAAACAAGAGCUUGAGGAUAUUCAAGAUGGAGGAUGUGAGCAUGGGAAUGUGGGUUGAACAGUUCAACAGUACUGUGGCGACAGUUCAAUACUCUCACAACUGGAAAUUUUGCCAAUAUGGAUGUAUGGAAGACUAUUUUACAGCACACUAUCAAUCUCCAAGACAGAUACUCUGCUUGUGGGAUAAAUUGGCCAGAGGACACGCUCAUUGUUGCAACUUCAGGUAACAAUUUUCCCCACUCUGUAUUUCUAGCCAUGUUUAUUAUUCAGUGUAGGCAUCAUGAAUUCAAACUAUGAUGCAUUAUAAUUGUUAAUUUUUAUUUUUUAAAAAAAGAAAAUCAAGAUCAGUUUUCCAUGUAUAGAAUUAUGAUGUGGAAUGGGCAUUUUGAUAUGAAGUUAGCUUGAUUCCUCCAUUUAUUAUUUUA